Molecule: messenger RNA, 3142 nt
Organism: Trachemys scripta elegans
Lineage: Eukaryota; Metazoa; Chordata; Testudines; Emydidae
Gene: CCDC124
Product: coiled-coil domain containing 124
Exons: 5
Coding region: 173-838 (221 amino acids)
Biological process (GO): transcription by RNA polymerase II
Cellular component (GO): nucleus
Molecular function (GO): transcription coactivator activity
Source: RefSeq, a predicted model, not a curated record
CGGGCCUUCGCCUCCGCCUCCCCCUCCCCAGGCGUCCGUGCUCCCUUCCCCCAACCCCACCGUUCACGGCGGCAGGGGCCCGGCCGCUGCCCCUCCCCUCAGGCAGGGAUAAGGCGCCCCGUGACGGGCAAAGCGAGCGACAGCCGGAGCCGGCAGCAGUGCACCCUGAGGGAUGCCCAAGAAGUUCCAGGGCGAGAACACCAAGUCGGCUGCUGCCCGCGCAAGGAAAGCCGAGGCGAAGGCAGCAGCCGAUGCCAAGCGGCAGCAGGAGCUGGAAGAUGCCCUCUGGAAGGAUGAGGACAAACACGUCCUGAGGAAGGAACAGAGGAAGGAGGAGAGGGAGAAGCGCCGUCUGGAGCAGCUGGAGCGCAAGAAGGAGAUGCAGCGCCUGCUGGAAGAGGAAGAUGCGAAGCUGAAAGGGAAGUUACCGAAACCAAUCACCCCAGGCAAGAUCACCAGGGCUCAGAUUGAAGAGACCAUCCGGAAAGACCAGCAACAGAAGGAGAACGGAGAUGAAGUGGAGAAGCAGAAGAGCCACCUGGAUGUUCCCUUGGAGGAAAACAUCAACAGAAGAGUGUUGGAGGAAGGCACGGUGGAAGCCAGAACCAUUGAAGAUGCCAUUGCAGUCCUCAGCGUUGCUGACGACCUGGACCGUCACCCAGAGCGCCGGAUGAAAGCUGCCUUUGCCACAUUUGAAGAGAUCAACCUGCCACGCCUGAAGCAGGAGAACCCCAACAUGCGCCUCUCCCAGCUCAAGCAGCUCCUCAAGAAGGAGUGGAUGAGGUCCCCAGACAACCCAAUGAACCAGAGGCACAUGACCUACAACAGCCAAAAAUAGAACUGGAAAGAAACCAGCCCAUUCCCCCGAGGCCAGGGCUGAGACCUAGGGCUUCCUUCAAACACGUAAGAAAACCAAGCCACCCAAGGAACCUUGCUUCAUUUAUUCCCCCACCCCCGCUCCAUCUCUUUUGUGCCCUCUUGUUGGACUCCUAAUUAAACGUGAGGCUUCCUGAUCCAAACAGAUGCGUGCGGCUCUUCUCGGGGCGCCCCAGGGAGCCUGGCUCCCCGAUCUUGGCUGGAGCCUUGCCUGCUGCAGAUGUUCUGAAACUGUCCGUUGCAUACAGACCUCUCCAGAGCAGCCCCUUGUUUUAUAUCCUUGGGCAGCUGGGCCCACGCAACCCAGAUGGAUUAACUCAGUCUUUAACUUUUAAAAUCGUGGUCGUCAGUUUAGAAAGGUCACUCCUGCCCACCCUGGAGCGCUGAGAGUAUUGUACCAAAUGGGGCACUGCCACACGGGCAUUCCCAUGGCCCUCCAUGACUGUCUAGACACCUGAGCUGCCUCGCACCACGUUUAACCCCCAUUCAAACUGAAGUGUCCUCUUUUUAUCCCUGUCUCUGCUGGAGCUGCCCUAAGACCACCUUUGCAAUGCAGAGCUGGUGACCCGUGGCAAGAGAACAGGGUGAAGAAGGCAGGUCGAGCAGCACUAGAUUGUUCUGGGAGGAGGUAAUGGGCUAGGAGUGGGUUUAACCCUAAGUGCUAGGCCACUAUCCUGCCUGCUGCUGCUCCCUCGGUGUCAGUCAGUGACCCAGCGCGGGGGGAAGUGGAAUCGAGGCUGUGGACAGGAUUAGCGGGAACUCUUCCACUGCAGCCACUUGUCGUUCUCUGCCCUCCCUUCCAUCUCCAAGGGAAAAGCAAAGGAUCAGUGCAGCAUGUAAGGUGCUAUCGCUUCUCCACGCAGCUUUCCCCACGGCCCGUGUGCGGGAAUCCUAGGGCUUCGCAGCGGGAGAUCAGAACGGGACUUCAGAGAACGCUCCGCAUGAAGAGCAGGCUGGCGCCUGGGGUGCGUUUUGCCCCUCGCAAGGGGAAUGUGGAUCUUGUACCACGGCAACUAACGCAAGGGGUCACAAUGACUUUCUCCCACCUUCUGCGUGAAGGCAGCAGUUCGACACCCUGCUCUGCGUUGCUCCAGCCCUUUAAACGCUGCUCGCUGGCCCAGUCAGCAGUGCCGUUGUGUUUUGUGAAUAGUCCUAACCCUCUCCCUUCUGCACGAGUGGAGCUAGGGAAUCAAAUAUCCACCGUGAAACACCAGGCUGCGAAUUCCCCUGCGAGCCGUGCAGUGCUCCUGGGAACACCAGCAGCCCAGCACCAAGGGGCUAACAUGGAAUUCUAGCCCUCACAUUACACAUACAAUGCUUACCUCCUCCCCCCCGUCCUGCCACCCUGUGCUCUAACCCCCUCCUUCUGAAAUUAAAACCUACCGAGGUAGGUCCAAGGCCAUCACCCUGACUUUGCGCUUAGGCUCUAGGAUUGCAAUCAACUCUAGCCCCUCACCUGUGCAUCGUCUCUGCCAUGUCAGGCCUAGGCUGCUGUCAUCUGGCAUUUAAUCCUAACCCGCUAGCUGGGUGAACGAGGAGACCGUGCUCCGCUGGCGCUGACAUUCUUUGUAAAGCUGCUCCGUGAGCCAGCUCAUAACCCUGACUUCCAUCGCCCCCUACCCCAAGGCACUAGCCUGUAGGCAGCCUCCCCAAACUUCUUUGGGUAAAAGUCUGCCUGCCGUGGAUGGAAAUCUGACUCCACAGGUCAGGUUUAGGGCUGGCCUCCACUGCAGUAGGAAGAGGUGGGGAGGUUUUCUGUGGAGUCCCUCGUUGCCAGACCACAGCGGUGGGGGUUUCCUUUAAUGGCAGUAAACACAGAGAAGAAGCUCCCCACCCACUGCACUGAUUGGGGGUGGCCUAACCGUGCCCACUUGCUGUUGCGUUUGAAGUGGCUGCUCAUGCACUGUGGUAGCUCUGGUUGGAGCUCGGUGAGACAGUCGGGUUUGCAUUGAAAACCCUUUUCGAUGUGGCUCCCCUCUUGCUUUGGCUUCAUAUCCAGCCAGGUAUUCCCAUCAACCUUUGCCCUCUUCACACCCUACUCAGACUUGCUUCAGAAACCGAGGAUGACCCAAACCAUCCUGCCCCUUCCACUAUCCCCAAGAGUUCAAAGAAAUCCAGCUGGCACAAGGACUGGGAGAAAUACAAGAUUGCGUCUUUCCCUCCUUUUAGUGUGAAAAGCUCCUGUUUUUGUUUUAAUCUAAUAUUAAAAAUGGAAAUCCCAACCUGUAAACUAUGGAAGAAAUAAAGCCUUUGAAUCAUGCUGGCA